Microdochium trichocladiopsis is the source of this 1581-nucleotide messenger RNA. RefSeq lists its product as uncharacterized. The record is from RefSeq and is a predicted model, not a curated record. Gene Ontology annotation, biological process: DNA-templated transcription; regulation of DNA-templated transcription. The transcript has 3 exons. NCBI's taxonomy places the organism in Eukaryota, Fungi, Ascomycota, Sordariomycetes, Xylariales, Microdochiaceae. Gene Ontology annotation, molecular function: DNA-binding transcription factor activity, RNA polymerase II-specific; zinc ion binding; DNA binding. Gene Ontology annotation, cellular component: nucleus. The annotation marks the transcript as partial.
AUGGACUCGUCGGAGCUGUCUGCCACACCGCGGCCCGCAUGCCGCGAGUGCCGGGCGCGCAAGGUCCGCUGUGACCGUGACGGAAGCCGGUGUGGGCCCUGCACCCGCCUCCAGCUUGGCUGCUCCUAUGCACCCCGUCCCCGAAGCCCGUCCACUUUGCCUGGCGACUCGGACAUGGCCGCCUCUGCGCCAUCGUCGGCACGGGUCACUCAGGCCGGCCUCGCACGACGCAGGUCUCGGCGGGCCUGCGAUACCUGCCGUCUGCUCAAGACGCGUUGCUCCGGCACCCAGCCUUGCUCCCGCUGCCGGCAGCGCAGCCUCGCGUGCGUCUUCCCGCCCGGCACGGCAGCUUCUCCAGCGGCAGCCGACGAUGCGUCCUGUCCAUCCCCCACGACAACCACACCACCACCUCGAACAAGCUUGGCCCGGUUGACGGCCAACCCGCUCCAGGUCCAGGCAGACAUCCGGGCCUACUUUGGCAGCCUGAGCGCAAGUCCUGCUUCUAUCCGGUUCCUGCACAGGGCAACCGUCCUCGCAGACUACAGCCAGGGCCGCCUCGACCCCAUCCUCACAGCCACUCUCUGCGCCCUCGGUCGACUCUAUACCCUCGAACACAGCCAGGUCCAUGUGCGCCGGGCAGAGCAAGAGGACGCCGAGGCCUGGCUGGCGGAAGCCCGUCGCCGAGUCGUCGAGGACGUCGCCACGGCGACCAUUGCCCGCGUGCAAACCCUGAUUCUCAUUCUUCAGUAUCGUGUGAAACAGGGUUCUGUCAUGGACGCAUGGACGCUGGUGGCUCUCGGUGCCCGGCUGGCCUUCACCCUGCGCCUCAACUACGAGCUGCCGGGCCUGCACCAGGACCCGAUCACGCAAGAGACGCACCGCCGCAUGAUAUGGGCGAUCUGGCUGGUUGACAAGUUGCUCGCAGGGGGUAUCGAGGACCUCGUUGUCUGUGCAACCGAGCGAGUCCAUGUGCGCCUUCCUUGUGACGACUACACUUUUGAACGCGGGAUCCCUUCGAGGGCCGGAUGGCUAGGCCAGAAUGUGGAGUCAUCGCCGUCCGAUGAUCUGGCGUUGGAUGCCUUGGGAUUCUACGUUCGGGACAUGGACUGCCGACACCGCAUUCUCAACUACACGAAGACAGUGGUGCGGCAGGGCACCUCACCGAUAAACAGCGCUGGGGAGCUCAACAGCCUGCAGGCACAGCUGACGGCGCUGCAGAGGGCCUUGCCACACGACCUCCAGCUCACACCGGCACGCCUGCGCCUCAAGGCGCACUCGCAUGAUCUCGGAAUCUACGUUGCACUGCACAUGGCCUGGAACCAGUCUCACUGCAACCUGUACCGCCUCCUGGUCCCGGGCAUGCGCGAGGCCGUGGCCGACGACGCCAUCAAGGCAACUCCCCACGAGUUUGUUGUCCACUGCCAGACAGCCUGCCUCCUCGCCGCGAUGCGCAUCGCUAGCCUCCUCGCGCACCUGUACCGGGCCGGUCUCCGCAGAACACUGGCCAUCCCCAACCUCAUCGUCGGCAUCUACCAGAUCUCCCAGAUCGUUCAUAACCUUCGUUAUCUACUGGUUCAAGAA